Hipposideros armiger (great roundleaf bat) is the source of this 4855-nucleotide messenger RNA. RefSeq names its product transcription factor 24 (gene TCF24). The coding region runs from base 276 to 779 and encodes 167 amino acids. Gene Ontology annotation, biological process: developmental process; regulation of transcription by RNA polymerase II. The transcript is spliced from 3 exons. Lineage: Eukaryota; Metazoa; Chordata; Mammalia; Chiroptera; Hipposideridae. The record is from RefSeq and is a predicted model, not a curated record. Gene Ontology annotation, molecular function: RNA polymerase II transcription regulatory region sequence-specific DNA binding; protein dimerization activity; DNA-binding transcription factor activity, RNA polymerase II-specific.
CUGGACGCCGUCCCCGGAACGACGCCUCAGGUGAGCGCGGGUCUCCGCGGUCCCGCUUUCGCGGCCUGACACCGAGCUUGGCCUCGGGGGCGCCCUCAUAAAAGGCGCGCCCAGCCAGGGCUGGAAGCGGCCGCCUGUUUCGGCUGGAUGAGGAUGGAGUGACCGGCGCGGCCCUGGCCACGAAGACACGGCCCGACUGUCCCUGCCCGCUCGCGCCGCGGAGCAGAGCCCCGCACAGCCGCUCCAGGAAAGGGCGCGCGGCGCGGGAAGUCGCGAUGGACCGCUGCAGCCCGGCGUGCAGCCCCCUGAUCGCCAGCCGCGAACCCGCGCCCGCGCCCUCUGUCGCCCGCGACUCGAGCCCGGGGAGGACCGGGCCGGGGCCGGCGGGCCCGGGCGGCGGGGCGCGCUCCGGGGGAGGGCGGCCGGCGGCCGCGAACGCGGCGCGGGAGCGCAGCCGCGUGCAGACCCUGCGGCACGCCUUCCUGGAGCUGCAGCGCACGCUGCCGUCCGUGCCGCCCGACACCAAGCUGUCCAAGCUGGACGUGCUGCUGCUGGCCACCACCUACAUCGCGCACCUCACCCGCAGCCUGCAGGACGACGCCGAGGCGCCGGCGGACUCCGGGCUGGGCGCCCUGCGCGGCGACGGCUACCUGCACCCUGUCAAAAAAUGGCCCAUGCGAUCAAGAUUGUACAUUGGUGCUACCGGUCAGUUUCUGAAGCAUUCCGUCUCUGGAGAAAAAGCAAAUCAUGGCACUGCUCCAACAGACUCACAGCCUUAGGCUCUCUCUCCCCUGAUGGGGCUGGAAGAGAGUGGUGUCUAUUGUUUUUAAAUAGUGUGAAAUAAUUCUGUAUUUAUUACAUCAGACAUCACAAACAUCAUUUCCGAACAUUUACACGAGUCCAUAGUUGGAUGUUCAGAUUUGUCAGUAUAAUCUAAAUAGAUGUGGAAUGAAAUAACCAGUCUUGCAUAAAACACACAGCUCAUCUGUUCAGUGUAAGAGAUAGUCGUUACUACAUGGUGCAGGAAAUACUACUAGAAACAAGGAAAGACACGCAAAAGCAAAAAACUACGUAUUUACAGAAUGCACAUACUUUCUUAGCAUAUUUAUUACAAACUGAAAAGCUAAUAUCUACUGAUAGUCUUUCUACUUAAAAAAAAUAAAAGCUGUGUAAUACACUAGUAUUUCAUUUUUGUGAAGAUCAGUCUAUGCUUAAAGUUAGUCGAAGAAGCCAUUUCAGUUGGCAGUUGUGAGAUCAUUUAUUCAUUUAUUCAGACUUAGCUGAGUAUGUUUGAAAAGACGAGGUAAUAUGAUGAUGCAGUAACUUCCAUAACUAGUUCUUUUUCUCUUAGAAAACUUGCUCAGAGUAUCAGAAAUGGUUUGCUUCAUAGGACCAGGCUUGGCCACCUUCCUAGAGGAUUACUAUAAUAAAUAUCUAAUUAUAUUUCAAAAUCGUGGAAGGCAUUGGGAAUCCCUGCAGCCCAGUGUGAACAGAUGGGUGUCACUGGGCAGCAGGGUUCAUCACCCUCCUUCCCAGGCACUUUCUUUCAGGUCCUGGACUAGGCAAGCAGGUACAGCUACAGCCACCCUAAAGAGAGGAGCAUGUUUGGGCCUGUUGGAGGCCUCAGGUGAGCGCCAAGUGAGCCCCGGUGACCCUCACAGCCACAGAUUUGGCUAGGCUCCUUCUCCCUUCAUCAAUUGCUGUUCACAAUCUAUAUGAAAUGGGAGAGAUAUCCUGUUUGAUUUGGGAAUUCUGGCACUGAUCUUUACUUUGAGAGCAUCUGAGGACGCAGAGUGACCAUCCUGAGAUACAUCAAGCCAGAGCAUAUCCUCCUCCACCCCCCACCACCCCAUCCCUCCGAACUUGCCCUACUUUGAACCUACAAUCAGGGAGGGCCCUGUGCUAUGGGCCUCUCCCACCACGCUGCCCAUCAGGUACCCGGGCAGCAGCUGUUCUGCCUGAUUGCACCAGUGGUUUCAUUUUUCAACAGGAGCUGGGGGUCACAGCCAUGAAGCAGAGAUGUUGUUCAGGGAACACUCUGAACCUCAGAGCAACAGGGUGCAGUAGAGACACCUGGAAAAAAAAAAUCAUCUGUCUCUUCUGUCAUGUCUCUGCUGACUUAGAUUCCCUUUUCUCUCCCUUUCUUGUUUUUCUCCUUAGUCUACUAUUCCACUUUCCAACUAUAAAGCUCAGUUAUUUCUCAAAAACCCAGUUUUAAAGGUGCUGAAUCUCAUCCAAGAUUAGCAAAUAGAAAGGCAUAUUAAUGGACGUGGUUGAAUUAAUACAGCAUUUGAACCGCCACUUUAUUUUCUCCCCACCUCAGUUUCCUUCCAGGUUUUGGCAGUGAAAUGAAGUAAAAGAGCGUUUAAAGACAAAAACGAUCACUCAGUUAAAAAAAAAUAAGUAACUAAACAAAACUAUCAUUCAGUUAAAAAUAAAGAAAUAAAAUCAUCAUUUAGUUGAUUCAGCUGAACAUGACCAUGUUUUUGGCUCAUAUCUGACUGUAAUUGUUAUUAUUUUAAUGUGAAUAUCUCCUUGUAAUGUGAUGGAAGCAUGUCUUUAAAAGAAAAGAUAUAUAAUAAAAGCUUUGUACAUAUUAAUAUGGAGCAAAAAUGUUUGUAUAGUUAAACAUUUGUGAAUAUGUUUACUCAUAUAACAUUGAAAAGGAUAAAAGGUAAAAUGAGAUGGAUUCAGCCAUUCACUAUAGUAAGUUAUUGGCAUAAAAAGAGCUAAGAAUAAAUCAUCUUUUAAGGAAUGACAUCAAAACUUCUUUAAAGACACCAGAAAAUGAACUUUAUAUAAACACUAAAUUUGAUAGCAAGAAUUUCAUAAAAAUGGCUUUCUUGCUAAUAAUCUAUUUGGCUGCAGUUUUUAAAACAUUUAAUUGGGGAAAAAUUAUGACUUACUGAAUUAUCAGACUUUUUAAAAUCAUCCUGUUAAACACAUAGUUAAGUUUUGCCUUUCACAGUAUUACUUUUUAUUUCUUCUUGUCCAUUUAUUAUACAAAGGUUUUAAUGCCAAAGAAGGAUAUUUCUGCCAUAGGUCUUCAAAGCAUUUUAGUAAAUUGCUAAAUAUGCUAACAGCUUUUGGUAGGUUGGAAAAUCUCAGAGGAGAAAUUGCAUAUUUUCACCCAAAGUUUCAAGGGAGCAUGCUGUUUUAAUUAAUGGUGCAUGGUCAAUAGAAAGGGUGUUACUAAAGUUAAAUAAAGUACUAAUUUGAAAAUUUAGUCUGUUAAAUUUGCAUCUGUCUCUAUGAAUAUUUAACAAAUACUAAAGGUAAAUUUGAAAAUCUUUCUAGUAGAUAUCUACUUGGCAAUAGCUUCUUCACCAGGCUGUCCUUAAUGGAGUAUAUAUAAUAUUAAGACUGGGGAGGGGGUAUAUUUGGAUCAUAAUAUUGGGCUGUCGGAAAAGUCAUGAUGUAUUUUUUCUAUGUUUUUCGUUGCAAAAAUGCGUCAUGACUUUUCCGACAACCCAAUAUUAUCCUAUAAUCUGCAAGGGAGAUCCUCAGUUAAAUUUGUCAGUUUACUCAGCAUUCUCAGUGAUAUCAUAUACAUUUAAAUUCCUCUAUAAUGAUAAUUUUGGGGGAUAAGGGAAUGCCUUUUUAGGGAUAUUUUCAACAAACUUAAAAUAUUGUUGAUUUCUCUGAUUAUAAAAACAGUUUAUUGUACACCAAUUUUACAUCAAUAAAGCUAUAUUAAAAGUAUAUGCACAUGUGUUUUAAAAAAUAAAAUUAGUAGUAAAAGGAAUGAAGUAGAAAAUGAAAGUCCUACAGUGGAGAUUGGUGGUUGGGAUAGAGUAAAGGUGCGGCUAUCUAUCCACAUGUUAUUUGGUAAAUAAGAACUCUGCAUUUUUAGAAGGCUUUUUUUGACCCAACUACUUUAAUCUGCAGAUUUACAGAUAUCCCUAACAGUGAUUUUCUUAUCUAUUCAUGGAAAUUUUAUUUACACUUAGAAACUGUGCGAAAAUAAAGUAAAUGUUAAUUGACAUUAUUGAAAUGCACAGUAAUUAUUUCCGUUGAAAUUGCUUUUUAGGUAAAUUAUUCAAUAAUUUCCCUGUCUCUCCAAGGGCCCCAUUUUAUAUUCAUGAAUGCAACUACCAGUUAUUAUCAAUUAAAAUGAAAGUAUUCAGGUUCUAGUAAGGUCUAUUUUUUUUUUGAGUGGGGAGAGGUAACCCUAUAUAUAUUUUCCAGCACAAUAUUUAACCAUUUCUUUAGGCCUCAGUAUGUCAUAGUGCCAUUCUGAGGAAAUAAGCCAAAUAAGCAGUGGCCAACAUGAUUCCCUUAGAAAUCAACACAUGAGUUAUUUGGCAUCAUUAUAAGACAAGUUGCUUGUUGACUCUACGUAAACUGUAUUGUUCUUAGCUGGCAGGGAGAAGAAAUUAUAAAUCAAACGGAUUGCCUUGAUCCAAAUUUACAUAUUAGAUAUUUUGAAAAGAUGGCUUAAUCUAAAGGCUCUUUCCGAAAGCUAUUGCAGAUUAUAUCGAUCAUGUAUUUUAUUUGAAAAGCUAUGAACUUUGACUCUUCUAACGCAGGCACAUCUGUGUUUAUCUGAUGACAAAAUCCUUUUUUUUUUUUUUAUAAUCAUUGCUGGAGGAUGUGAUAUCUACAGUUUCCCAGAUGACUGACAUCUAGUAGUGUACUACUGCUGUCUUUACGGUACACACUCUUGAUUUUUUAAUUUUAUUUUUGUUGUUAUUGUAAUGUUAAAAAUAUCUAAAAACUAAGAUCCGAAGUUUUCAAAGGAGCGCUAGGGAAAUGUUAUACAAUUGUGUAUCUUAGAGAAAUUAAUAUGUACUUUUGUUUUGUUACAUACUGGUAGCUGGUGGUCUUAUAUAUGACUAUGUUAAUGAAAACAAUA